Messenger RNA from Oppiella nova, 676 nucleotides. NCBI's taxonomy places the organism in Eukaryota, Metazoa, Arthropoda, Arachnida, Sarcoptiformes, Oppiidae. The record is from the annotation of a GenBank genome assembly.
ACAAUCAUCACAAAACAGGUCAUUAAAAUGCUGUUAACUCUGGUGACGGUAUUUCUGAUCUGUUGGGCACCGCUUCAGAUAUUUAAUGUGAUUUUGUGGUGGAAUCAGGAGCUCAGGAUCGCUAAGACUAAACUCCAUUACUAUCUGUAUUUUGGGCUAUUUUUCGCGUUUCACUUAUUAUCACAGUUUCACACAUUCCUCAAUCCAUUCAUCUACUGCUAUAUGAGCAACAAUUUUAGCGUCUCUGAUUUGCGAUCAAUUCUGGACCGACGACUACCCAAAUCCUGUUAUGAGAAGCCGAUGCACAGGCGGUCUGAUGUGGACAGGAAUUCAUUGGAGUUCAGAACCGCCAGAACGGGAACGCCUUCCACCACCAAAACACAGCUUUCAAUCAACAUUUCUGUGGUCUGAAAGCUGUGAAGACAUAAGUGGCGAAGAAGUGGUCCAUUAUAUUAUGUUCAGCACAAACACAACACCAAAAAUGUACACAAAACUAGAAUUUUUGCGUUUUUAUGUUAUUUUCAUUACAACUAAUGAAACACUAAAAUCAAGAGUAAAAUUAGAGAAAAUGCUUUAUUUUAAGAGCUCUAACUCCUUAUGGUUGGAAACAAAGUGUUUUAAACUAAAUUAAUUUGUUUCAAUAGAUUUAUAUGUUUUCAUUAGCACUUAAACAGCU